Molecule: messenger RNA, 903 nt
Organism: Triticum turgidum subsp. durum (durum wheat)
Lineage: Eukaryota; Viridiplantae; Streptophyta; Magnoliopsida; Poales; Poaceae
Source: the annotation of a GenBank genome assembly
AUGAAUGUGCACCUCAGCUUUGAGGAUGGCUGGAAGGUCCUGGAACAGGGCAUUGUGACAUGCUCAAAGAUUUUGGAGGGAUCCACUGGUACAAGGCCUACUGUUGCUGAGUACAUGAAUUGCUAUGACUGUGCUUAUAGAAUGGCUGUGCAGACAACCAGCUAUUGUGAAGAGAUGUACAAUGGUUACAAGGCUACACUUGCAGAAUCUGUUCGUGCACUGGUUUGCCCCCAUCUGAUGCACAAGAGAGACGGCUACCUUUUGAGACAGCUUGCGAAUAUGUGGUCUAACUAUUGUAUCAUGGUUAAAUGUGUAUCUGGCUUCUUCAACUAUUUGGACCGUUGCUUUGUUGAGCAAAGAAAGCUACCUUGUCUUGAAGACACUGCUGCCACUUCUUUUUUCUCUACAGUCUUUUCCUUCUUCAGUCAUGAAGUAUCAGACGCUCUGCUGACUUCGAUUCUCCAAGAGCGUGAUGGAGGCAAUGCUGAUAUGGACAUCUUGAUGGGCAUUAUGCGUGGCAUAUGUCGCUCUGAAGUCAAAUCCUUCAUUAAAAAUGCUGUUGUUCAAGAUACAUAUGCUUACUACUCCAGGAAAAGUUCUGAAUGGAUUGUUCAGUACCCUCUACAAGAUUACCUUGCCAAGGUCCAGGAUUGUAUGGAGAAGGAAACCAUGAGAUUGAUGCACUAUCUGUGUAUUUCUGAGGGAGAUAGCACAGAGCUCUGUUUGAAGGUUGUUAGUGCUCCAUUGAUGCAAACUUAUGACAGCUAUGCAAGAGAGAAACAGAUUGGUGGCCAACUUUUGCUUCAAACAUACAAGACAGUGGAGGAUGAUCUGCUGGCCAGAUGCAAUCGCUUGACAAUUGACAGCGGCGUGGACAACAGUUCUGGCAGUUACAUGGAGUAG